CCAAUAUCUGGCCUGCAUCUUUAUCUGGUCCAUGCAAGAAGCAGAUUCUGAUAAUAACAAGGACGAAGGAUUUUUUUGCUUACUAGAUGGUCUGUCUGUCGGCGAUCUUACCUCAUUCGCGUGGGAAAACGAAAGCGAUACCGAGACGGACGAGCGGGGCGACGUCUCGGUUUUCCGUGAAGUUUUGUCACCCUUGGACUCCAAGGAGAAAACGCAGCAAAUUAGGGUAUCUUCAGCUUCCAAGAUUCCCGUAAGCGAAGAUCAUAAUCGCCAUAUUUUUCCUUUAGCAUACAAAAGCUCUGGGUACUGUACAAGGGAUGGAAAAGUGCAACGACCUCAAGUGCAGGUUGUAGACAUGGGUCCGCGGCGAGGCAAUGGGCUGAUUACGCGCACUGCUCUUCGACGAGGAGAAGUGGUUUAUACUGAGCAAACUCUCAUGGCAACGCAGAUACCGCAAACAGAGACUAUUAACAAAAGGGAAGAGUUGUUUUCUAUCCGAGCUUGUCAAAACUGCUUUCGGUCCAUGGAGCCGAUCACAUCCUGUCGAACAGCUAAUUCCUUAGCAAGCUUACCUCUGCCGCAUUUAUGGCCGGUCUCAGAUGUCACCCUUCUCGACGAGGCCAUGAAGGCUUCCUCUCCGAGGAAUGGUCAAGAUAAAUUCGGCCGGAUUCAGUGUCGACUGUGUCACGCUUGGUUUUGUACCAUACAUUGCAAAACCAUCCACAACCGCAAGAUGGGAUCUUGCUGCAUCGCUACGCAAGCGCUAGAAUCGCUGCUCUGUUUUCGUGAUAUCGAUGAACCAUAUGAAGUUCAGGCGGCAGUUACAUGGGCCGUGCGAAUGUUCGUGGCCGAAACCCAAAGAUUCAGGGUGUCGAACACGUUGCUUGGCUCUCUUCUGGAAGGCUUUUGCGGCGAGGCCUCAGAUUUGACAGCUUUAGAGCUCGGCAUACUGAGUAAGCAUGAGAAUGGAUUACUAUGGACCUAUACGUUGCAGCCCAUCUACGAGUCCUUGGUUCGUCUUCUCAGGCUCACUCCUGAUGAACAAGAGUCAUUGUCUUUGAUGUUUUUGCACGAACUUGCAUCUAAAGCGGGGCGCAACGGCUUUGGCAUGCUGACUCAAUCGCCCUUCAAAGCCUAUUAUGCCGGAAUUUUACGCAACUCGGGGGGACGCGGUUCGAAAAGACACGAAGGACUGAUGAAGCAAGUGGCCCAGGCUUUGGGGUCACAACGUUUGGAACGUGGGAUGGAUCGUGUAGUGGAAGACAAGGUGGCCCCAGAGAUUGUGGCAGUCUUUCCUUUGACCGCCCGGAUCAAUCAUUCGUGCGUCCCGAAUGCACAAGUACAGAGUCAAGAAUUUGUGGAUGCACGUAUUGAUGUUGUGGCUCUGCGGGACAUUGCGGCUGGUGAAGAGAUUACCAUCAGCUAUAUCGGAUGUGGCCGCACGUCCGGGUCCAAAAGCACAAGUCGUAGACGACGCGAACUCCUGGCAAAGUAUCUCUUUACCUGCGAAUGCCCCAGAUGCACAGCCAAGGAGUAG
Molecule: messenger RNA, 1537 nt
Organism: Phaeodactylum tricornutum CCAP 1055/1
Lineage: Eukaryota; Bacillariophyta; Bacillariophyceae; Surirellales; Neidiaceae
Exons: 1
Coding region: 32-1537 (501 amino acids)
Molecular function (GO): protein binding
Source: RefSeq, a predicted model, not a curated record